Molecule: messenger RNA, 3483 nt
Organism: Poeciliopsis prolifica (blackstripe livebearer)
Lineage: Eukaryota; Metazoa; Chordata; Actinopteri; Cyprinodontiformes; Poeciliidae
Product: zinc finger protein 853-like
Exons: 5
Coding region: 1-2220 (739 amino acids)
Source: RefSeq, a predicted model, not a curated record
AUGUGUUCCGUUCAGCCUCUGAGAGAGUUCAUCAGGGAGAGACUCGCUGCUGCCGCGGAGGAGAUUUUCUCCGAGGUGGAGAACACCGUGAGGCUGCUGGAGAGCCGCUGGGGGACCGAAACACACCGGCAACCAACAUGUCCACAACACCACACACACCGGGAACCAACAGGUCCACAACACCACACACACCGGGAACCAACAGGUCCAAAACACCACACACACCGGCAACCAACAGGUCCACAACACCUCACACACCGGGAACCAACAGGUCCAAAACACCUCACACACCGGCAACAAACAGUCCACAACACCUCACACACCGGCAACAAACAGGUCCACAACACCUCACACACCGGCAACAAACAGGUUGACAACACCUCACACACCGGCAACCAACAGGUCCAAAACACCUCACACACCGGCAACCAACAGGUCCACAACACCUCACACACCGGCAACAAACAGGUCCACAACACCUCACACACCGGCAACCAACAGGUCCAAAACACCUCACACACCGGCAACCAACAGGUCCACAACACCACACACACCGGCAACCAACAGGUCCACAACACCUCACACACCGGGAACCAACAGGUCCAAAACACCUCACACACCGGCAACAAACAGGUCCACAACACCUCACACACCGGCAACAAACAGGUCCACAACACCUCACACACCGGCAACCAACAGGUCCAAAACACCUCACACACCGGCAACCAACAGGUCCACAACACCACACACACCGGCAACCAACAGGUCCACAACACCUCACACCGGCAACCAACAGGUCCACAACACCUCACACACCGGCAACCAACAGGUCCACAACACCUCACACACCGGCAACCAACAGGUCCACAACACCUCACACACCGGCAACCAACAGGUCCACAACACCUCACACACCGGGAACCAACAGGUCCAAAACACCUCACACACCGGCAACCAACAGGUCCACAACACCUCACACACCGGCAACCAACAGGUCCACAACACCUCACACACCGGCAACCAACAGGUCCACAACACCACACACACCGGCAACCAACAGGUCCACAACACCUCACACACCGGGAACCAACAGGUCCACAACACCUCACACACCGGCAACCAACAGGUCCACAACACCACACACACCGGCAACCAACAGGUCCACAACACCUCACACACCGGGAACCAACAGAACUCCAGCAGCUGAAAGUUCCUGAGGAUCCGGUUUUGACUGACCCAAAACUAUGGAGCCAGGAGCGGAACCACAGAUCCGACCCGGGUGAAGGAGAACCGGGCCGGGAUGUGGAAUUGCAGAUCAGAGAGAUAUUCUGCGGUUCUGGAAUCGGCUCGGUCCAGUUUGGAGAAGAACAGAAUCCUCGGCUCCAGCUGCCGGACACAAAACCUCGUAGAACAGAACUUCCACAGCAACAAGAUUCUGAUCAGGUUCUGAUGGGCCUGCAGCUCCAGAACCACAGCAGGACCUGGAGUCUGGACCAGGAGGAACCAGAACUAUCACUGAAGCAAGAGUACCAGGAGGAUCCAGAACCGUCCUGGAUCAAACAGAACCAGGAGGAUCUGUGUGUCUGUCAGGAGGAAGGGCAGCCAGACCCAGAGACGUUCAUGGCGGUUCCGACUGAUGAAGAAACUGAUCCAGAACCAAACCCUGGGUCAGAACCUCUUCUAGGGUCUAGAGUCAGGAAGAAGAGCAGAAAAUAUGCAGAAAGUUCUUGUGGAUCAGAGAGUCUGGACGAUGAUGAUGGUGGAGCAGUGGACCAGGCAACUUAUUGGACGGCGUCCCCAACCGAGGACGUUGUCUCUGCGAGUCCACAGACAGGACGACCUUUGACCUCAUCAGCCUCCGCGGUGCGCGACACCGACAGCGGCCCCUGUAGGUCAGCAGCGACCCGGGCCCGGCGCACUCCAGCAGCAGAGAGUCUGUAUUCCUGCGACGCCUGCGGGAAACGCUUCCGGUUCCACUGCCGCUACUUGUCCCACAUGAGGACCCAUACGGGGGAGAAGCCGUUCUCCUGCAGGCAAUGUGGGAAAAGUUUCACUCAGGGAGGAAGUUUGUGGCGACACGUCAGAACGCAUUCUGGAGAGAAACCGUUCAUCUGCAGAACAUGUGGGCGGAGCUUCAGCCAGAAGACGGGUCUGCUGGGCCACAUCAGGACUCAGCACAGAGGGGCGGAGCCUCACAGGGAAGGACAAAGUGGCAACUGAACAGGUUUGGUCAUCAAAAUUAUGACGAGUGGAAGGAAACUCAAGUGUCGGGUUCUGAGGUUCUGGCUAGGACUGCACUGAUGGAGGUUUUCUGGCUGAUCACCAGUCCUCAAAAAGCCUGAUUCUGAGUUUAGCUGGUGCCCAUUUUUUGACUGAAAUGUUGCUGAGAUGGUAAAAAUGUGGUGGCUUGUUAACUGCCGACAUGCAGACAUGACCUGGUGGGCGGUCAGUCGGCCAAAUCUCUCAGGACAGAGCAGAACAGGGCACUGGUGGAUUUCCUUGAGGUGGAUGAUCUCCCAAAAUUCAGACAAUUGGCCCCUGGUUCUGACCCGUCCGCUUACAGAAUCUUUUCAAUAAAGUUUUUUCUCUGUCAAUGUUUCUGUCCAAUCUUUUUAAAAUUAUUUUAAGUCUCAGCUAAUCAUGUGCCGCCGUUGAUGUAUCAGAGCAGUCCAGUUCAAUUCUAGAACAGAACCAGGCAGUCAGAUCAGAAAAACAGUUGAAGUCUCAGUGAACCUGGGAAUAAAGCAGAACUGAUGUCUGCGACGGUCUGACCUCACAGCGCAGGAGGAAGCAGGGAGGGAGGCCCUCUAGUGGCCGCUGUGCAGUACUGCAGGUUUUACUGGUUUAACAGGGAGUGUGGCCCUCUAGUGGCUGCUGUGCAGUACUGCAGGUUUUAGUGGAUUAACAGGGAGUGAGGCCCUCUAGUGGCUGCUGUGCAGUACUGCAGGUUUUUGUUCAGGGUUCUGGUGUUUCCUGUCACUGUGGGCCUCACAGCGCAGUAGUACACAGCAGAGUCUGUCACUGCAGCAGAGGAGAUCAGCAGAUCCAUCUGGAUUUUAUCAUCAUUCAUGUUGAAGUAGAAACCAGGAAGCAGCUCAGAUAAUUGUGUUCCUGUUCCUGAGUGGGAGAUCAGGAACUGUGGAGGUUUUCCAGCAUAUUGACGAUACCAGAAGAAAUAAUCAGUUCCAGUUGCUUGUUUGGAGUAAGUGUAGGACAGAGUAACUUUGCUGUUUUCUGAUCUGGACUCUGCAUGUUUGACUGGAGUCAGUUCUUCACAGGUGACUGCUGAAGAAAAAGAGAGAAACAUUAAAGUUCUGUGAUCAAUUCUUCAUAAUGAGGCAGUUAUGUAAAGUAGAUAAUCAGGUUUUAAUAAUAAAAUCCAAUCUGACCUGUUAGCAGAGAGGCGAUGAGCAGAGACAGACUAUAAUAGUCCAUGAUGAGCAGAGUUGAUGUUGGAGAGUUGAACUGAACUGAAGGAGGAAG